CCACUAUACAACUCAGCAGUUGCUGCUUACACCCUUUCCCUUGUGUAUUACUGAACUACAACUCUCCCAGGGAUCUGUGCUACAGAAAAGGGUAUCAAGGAAAGGUAACUCGUUCCAAGAUGAGACCAAACAUAGCUGAAUAUUGAGGAAUAGGAUAAAGAGAGUUGUAGUGGAGCAAUACCGAAGGAGACACAUGUGGCGAUGCUUCAUCAUUCCAUUUUGGAACGCUGGGAUUAAGGGAAAGAAGAAAGAGAGCGUAUUAUUCGCUGGGUGUCGCUGUUUCACAGGGAGAGUUGUGGGCUUUGUGUGACCGCCAGGUGGAGCCCGUACGCCUCAUUCGUCCCCCCAGCCGCCAGAGAGCGAACAACUCGAGCCGAGCCGCUGCCGAACUACCUUCUUGUUUAUUUCUAUUUCCCCGGAGUAGGGGGCUUAAACAGCACCGUCGGAUUGACCCAAGUGGCUUCUCGUCGGACGCCUAUCCAUACCUUUUGGAAUUAGCAGCAGGCCGCGGGACGAGGCCCUCCGUGUGGGGGGGAGCCGAGAUCCACAAGGGACUGAGAGUAUUAAAUACUUCAGUCGGAAAGGUUUAUGAACCAACAAUUCCAAGGGCAUUGGGUUUCCAGAAGAUGAUAAAGAAAUGAUAGCAGCUUCAGAAAUACAAGACUUCAGUCUCCUCCAACCUCUGGAUCCCUCCCUUCAUGAUAUGGGUCCACUUUCCUGCAAUGCUGGACCAAGGGAGUCAGAGAUGCAUUUUUCAUCGGAUACAGACUUUGAUGAUACUGAAGUAAAAGUCACAAAACAAGGCAAAGGAAAGAAAGGAAAGAAAGGCAACGUUGAAAAAGGCAAAGGUGGACCAUUGAGACCUGGUGGUCCUAACUGGAUGAAUGGACAUCACCAGCAAAAUGGAGUAGAGAAUAUGAUGUUGUUUGAGGUGGUGAAAAUGGGAAAGAGUGCAAUGCAGUCAGUUGUAGACGACUGGAUAGAAGCAUAUAAACACAGCAAAGACGUAGCUCUUCUAGACCUCAUAAACUUCUUCAUUCAGUGUUCAGGAUGUAAAGGUGUUGUCUCUGGUGAAAUGUUUCGCCAUAUGCAAAAUUCAGAAAUAAUUAGAAGAAUGACAGAAGAGUUUGAUGAGGAUAGUGGAGAUUACCCACUAACAAUGGCUGGUCCACAGUGGAAGAAGUUUAAGUUCAGUUUCUGUGAAUUCAUCGGAGUUUUGGUCCGCCAAUGUCAAUACAGCAUAAUAUAUGACGAAUAUAUGAUGGAUACUGUUAUAUCUCUUCUUACUGGACUUUCUGACUCGCAAGUUCGAGCAUUUCGACAUACAAGCACAUUAGCAGCGAUGAAGCUAAUGACAGCUUUGGUAAAUGUGGCACUUAAUCUCAGCAUUAACAUGGACAAUACGCAAAGACAGUAUGAGGCAGAAAGAAACAAGAUGAUUGGGAAACGAGCCAAUGACAGGCUGGAGCUUUUAUUACAGAAACGAAAGGAGCUGCAAGAAAAUCAGGAUGAGAUAGAAAAUAUGAUGAAUGCGAUAUUUAAAGGUGUUUUUGUUCACAGAUACAGAGAUGCUAUUGCUGAAAUUCGAGCUAUUUGCAUAGAGGAGAUAGGUGUAUGGAUGAAAAUGUAUAGUGAUGCCUUCCUUAAUGACAGCUAUUUGAAAUAUGUAGGUUGGACUAUGCAUGAUAAGCAAGGAGAAGUUCGGCUGAAAUGCCUUACAGCUUUACAGGGACUGUAUUACAACCGUGAGCUCAAUACAAAACUUGAGCUGUUCACAAGUCGAUUCAAGGACCGUAUUGUGUCCAUGACUCUUGACAAGGAGUAUGAUGUUGCAGUUCAAGCAAUAAAGCUUCUUACUCUUGUUUUACAAAGCAGUGACGAAGUUCUGACUGCUGAAGAUUGUGAAAAUGUUUAUCAUCUGGUUUACUCUGCUCACCGACCUGUGGCUGUUGCAGCUGGAGAAUUCCUUUACAAAAAGCUCUUCAGUUGCAGAGAUCCUGAAGAAGAUGGAAUCAUGAAGCGAAGAGGAAGGCUUAGCCCAAAUGCCAAUCUUGUCAAGACUUUGGUGUUUUUCUUUUUGGAGAGCGAGUUACAUGAACACGCUGCAUAUCUUGUGGAUAGUAUGUGGGAUUGUGCCACAGAGCUGCUGAAAGACUGGGACUGUAUGAACAGUCUUCUGUUGGAUGAUCCACUUAAUGGAGAAGAGGCUCUUACAGACAGGCAGGAAAGUGCACUAAUAGAGAUUUUGCUCUGCACGGUUCGACAAGCUGCUGAAUGUCAUCCCCCAGUUGGCAGAGGAACUGGAAAAAGGGUUCUCACUGCGAAAGAAAAGAAAUCACAGAUGGAUGACAAAACACACCUUACAGAACUUUUUGCAGUGUCUCUUCCUCAGCUUUUAGCAAAAUAUUCCGUUGAUGCAGAAAAGGUAACCAAUCUGUUGCAGCUACCGCAGUACUUUGAUUUGGAAAUUUACACAACAGGCCGAUUAGAAAAGCAUUUGGAGGCAUUGUUGCGGCAGAUUCGUAAUAUAGUAGAAAAGCAUACAGACACAGAUGUUUUAGAAGCCUGCUCUAAAACAUACCAUGCGCUUUGCAAUGAGGAAUUCACAAUCUAUAACAGAGUGGACAUUGCAAAGAGUCAGUUAAUUGAUGAGCUGGCAGAUAAGUUCAACAGGCUUCUCGAAGACUUUCUGCAAGAGGAGGAAGAGCUGGAUGAAGACGAUGCAUACCAAGUGCUAUCUACAUUAAAAAGGAUAACUGCUUUUCACAAUGCUCAUGAUCUGUCACGAUGGGAUUUAUUUAGUGGCAAUUACAAGCUGUUGAAAACUGGCAUUGAAAAUGGAGACAUGCCGGAACAGAUUGUUGUUCACGCAUUACAGUGUACUCACUACGUGAUUUUAUGGCAGCUAGCUAAGUUUUCUGAAACUGGCUCAUCAAAGGAAGAGUUAAUCACGCUAAAGAGACAAAUGAGGGUGUUUUGCCAAAUCUGUCAGCAUUACCUAACCAAUGUAAAUACUGCUGUAAAAGAACAGGCUUUCACAAUACUGUGCGAUGUGCUAAUGAUAUUCAGUCAUCAGAUUGUUGUUGGAGGUCGGGAAGCAUUAGAGCCACUGGUGUAUUCGCCGGAUUCCUCCUUGCAGUCAGAAUUGUUGAGCUUUAUUUUGGAUCAUGUGUUUAUUGAUCAGGAUGACGACAACAGCAGUUCAGAUGGUCAGCAAGAUGACGAAGCCAGUAAAAUCGAAGCUUUGCACAAAAGGAGAAAUUUACUUGCUGCAUUUUGCAAGCUGAUAGUGUAUAAUGUUGUUGAGAUGAAUACAGCUGCAGAUAUUUUCAAACAAUACAUGCGGUAUUACAAUGAUUAUGGAGAUAUUAUUAAGGAAACGAUGAGCAAAACAAGACAGAUUGACAAAAUACAAUGUGCUAAGACACUCAUUCUUAGUUUACAACAGCUUUUCAACGAAAUGAUCCAGGAGCAUAGCUACAACUUUGACAGAUCAUCACCAACGUUUAGUGCCAUAAAAGAACUUGCAAGACGCUUUGCUUUAACUUUUGGCCUGGAUCAGCUAAAAACCAGAGAGGCCAUUGCCAUGUUACACAAGGAUGGUAUCGAGUUUGCCUUUAAAGAACCAAGCCCACAAGGUGAAGCCCAUCCACCACUAAACAUGGCAUUUCUUGAUAUUUUAAGUGAAUUUUCAUCUAAAUUGUUAAGACAGGACAAGAAAACUGUAUACGCAUACCUGGAAAGGUUCAUGACAUUUCAAAUGUCUCUCCGAAGAGAAGACGUGUGGCUACCGCUCAUGUCUUACAGAAAUUCUUUACUAGCUGGUGGCGAUGAUGACACCAUGUCAGUCAUGAGUGGGAUGAGUGGACGAGGGUCUUCCACAAGGAGUAAAAAGAUAAAACCCCCAACAGGAAAACGGAAACUACCAGACGCGGAAGAGAGUAGUAGCAGCGAUAGCAUGUGGUUAAACAGGGAGCAAACGAUGAACACACCAGUCAUGUUGCAAACACCACAGCUCACAUCCACCAUUAUGAGAGAGCCUAAAAGGUUACGACCAGAAGAAAGUUACAUGCCUGUCUACCCAAUGCAGCCUGAGCAUCACCAGCCUUCUCUUGAUUACAACACACAGGUAACGUGGAUGCUUGCUCAGCGGCAGCAGGAAGAAGCAGCAAGGCAGCAGCAGGAAAGAGCCGCUAUGAAUUAUGUGAAGCUGAGAUCUAAUCUUCAACAUGCCAUACGGCGAAACACUGGGCUUAUGGAAGACGACGAAGAGCCGAUUGUUGAAGAUGUUAUGAUGUCAUCAGAAGGGCGCAUUGAAGAUCUUAACGAGGGCAUGGAUUUUGACACAAUGGACAUAGACUUGCCUCCCUCGAAAAACCGACGAGAGAGAACAGAACUUAAGCCAGAUUUCUUUGAUCCUGCUUCAAUCAUGGAUGAAUCCGUUCUUGGGGUAUCAAUGUUUUAAUACCAGUUCAUCAAUCAACUCUGUGGUGAAAGUUUUUUUUUUUUUUUUUAAAUGGAAGAGGAAGUUUUUAAAUGACAAAUUUGUGGUAUACAGUGAAAUUAUGUACAGAUUUUUUCUCUAAGGAGAAUUUGCCAUGCUUACCAAGAUUAAGUGCAUAGAGAGGCAGUUUGAAUGCCUACAAAAAGUUUAAAGGACAAGUAAACGGUUUGCAAAUAAGCUACGACAUAUUGUCUUGGGAAAAAUAUUUAUUUUUGUUAUUUGUUUUCCUUUUAAUCAGCUGGUGUAUUCCCUUUAAAAAAAAAAACAAGCCUACUAUAAAACUAUUUUAUAGUGGUAUAAAAUGCUGUGUGCACUCAGAUUUGAGUUUGCCCAUAUGAUUUUUAUGGUUAUGUAUUACCACCAUUUAACAGGCUAAAUUCUCAACCAACAUUGUAAUCACUCGUAACUAAAAUAAUUUUUUUUUUAUUUACAGAAUAAAAAAAUAUUGUUUCAUUGAAAUUUUUUGUAUUAUGAGGUGACUUUUUUUUCAGAGACUCUAAGGCUUAAUUGGUAUCCGAAAACAACCUAACCAUGCUUGUUCUUUAAUAAACCUACGAGUUUGCUUGUCCUUUAAGAAAUAUGUAAUGUUGUGAAAUUCCUUCCAGUAGUGCCACUGUAUUUUGUCUCAAAAUAAAAGAAGCUUAUUGUAGUAUGUUUGCAGAAAAAAAAUAAAAAAAAAAUAAAAUUAUACAGCUUAUUAGAGUGUGGGAUUAGGGUUCUAAAUUUUAAAUAAAAUGAUAUAUAAAUAUAUAUAAAUAUAUAUAUAUAAAUUGGUGCUGAUUUUAUAAUUGCGCAGUUUGUUUAGUUUUUUCUUACUUUUAAAAUUCCAACUUAAAAUGAUGAGGUUUCAGAAAUAUAUUGAAAGUUUUAACAAUGUUUAAAAAAAAAAAAAAAAAAAUUACAGAAAAAAAAUAAAUAGCCGAAGCGUUGAUACUCGCUUUAAAAAAAUGAUUUUUAAAUUUGUAUUUUAUAUUGUUUUAUCUAUCUGUCUUUGCAAGCAGUCUUCAGGUUAAGUAUACUUCCAGCAGGUUACAGUACAUUUCCUGUAUUUUACAAUUUGUUUAAAAACAAAAAAUAGGCAAUUCAUAAUAAACGCCCUGUUUUGUUUUUUGGUAAAUGCUUGGCUCUCAUCCUCACUUCAGAACCAAUUAGCCUGGAACAGUGAAAUCCGCGUUUGCCAACCGAAACAAAAUUUGCGAGGCUUAGGCAGCUAGACAUUAAAGUAAAUUUUAACUUAUAUUUCAUGUGUGUAUUUUUUUUUUUUUUCUGUCAUUGCCUUCAUUCUUUGAGGUUUAAAGUCAUUCCAUGCCUUAUUGCUUGCAAUACACAAACUUUUUCUUGUCUUCAGAAAAUGCUGUAAAAAUGGAAAAAACAAAUAAUAAAGCGACAGAUUAUAUAACAAUCACUAGGCUGAGGUAGCCAAAAACCGUAAGUUAACUAGAGAACUAUCGAGUAUGUGUUAAACCUCAUAGACAUAACACACAAAUCUGAAUCAUGUUUCAUAAUAAGUACUCGUGUCUGAGACGACUGCCUACCCCUUAUCCUUUACACCACUGCAUUUCUUAGAGCUGCUGAGAGGACUGUGUACAUAUAUGAUUUUACAAUUUGAUUUGAUUUCUUUCUUACUCUAAAUAGAGAGUAUAUCUUUGUGAAAACAGUUCUUACAGCUUUGUUUUCUGCUAAAAUGUUUUAUAUAUUUACCUAACCUGUUGUCCUCCACAUUCUAUUGUCCUCCUGUACUGUUUUCUGAUUUGUAUUUAUGUCUUGAGACAGUAACUUUUUGAAUAAAAUUAAACCCACUGUA
Messenger RNA from Xenopus laevis (African clawed frog), 6308 nucleotides. RefSeq names its product stromal antigen 2 L homeolog (gene stag2.L). The record is from RefSeq and is a predicted model, not a curated record. Gene Ontology annotation, cellular component: chromatin; cohesin complex; chromosome, centromeric region. Gene Ontology annotation, biological process: sister chromatid cohesion. Gene Ontology annotation, molecular function: chromatin binding. The transcript has 35 exons. The coding region runs from base 638 to 4465 and encodes 1275 amino acids. NCBI's taxonomy places the organism in Eukaryota, Metazoa, Chordata, Amphibia, Anura, Pipidae.